Messenger RNA from Vidua chalybeata, 981 nucleotides. Its product is annotated as aldo-keto reductase family 1 member B7-like. NCBI's taxonomy places the organism in Eukaryota, Metazoa, Chordata, Aves, Passeriformes, Viduidae. The record is from RefSeq and is a predicted model, not a curated record. Gene Ontology annotation, molecular function: aldose reductase (NADPH) activity. Gene Ontology annotation, cellular component: cytosol.
AUGGCGACCUAUGUGCAGCUAAACACCACUGCCAAGAUGCCUCUUGUGGGGCUGGGCACCUGGAAGUCUGCAGCUGGGCAAGUAAAAGCUGCAGUGACGGCUGCCAUCGAUGCUGGGUACCGCCACUUUGACUGUGCCUACGCGUACCUGAACAAAAGCGAGACUGGGGAAGGGAUCCAGCAGAAAGUCAAGGAAGGUGUUGUGAAAAGAGAGGACUUCUUCAUUGUCAGCAAGCUGUGGUGCACCUUUCACGAGAAGAAUCUGGUAAGGGCUUGCCAGAAGACUCUUGCCAAGCUGAAGCUGGAUUACCUGGAUCUCUACCUCAUGCACAGGCCUUUUGGCUACCAGGCUGGAGAGGAAUUGUUUCCUAAAGAUGACAAAGUCAUGGCCAUACCCAGCAACUGUGAUCUUCUACAGACAUGGGAGGCCAUGGAAGAGCUGGUGGUGGUAAAAGCCAUUGGAUUCUCCAACUUCAACCAUGAGCAGAUUGAAAGAAUCAUGAACAAGCCAGGACUGAAGCACAAGCCUGCAAAUAUCCAGAUUGAAUCUCAUCCAUACCUCACCCAGGAGAAGCUGAUCAAGUACUGUCAGUUCAAAGGGCUGGCUAUGACUGCAUACUGUCCCCUUGGCUCUCCUGAUAGACCAUGGGCUAAGCCCGGGCAUCCUUCCCUUCUGGAUGACCCCAAGAUCAAAGAGACUGCAGCAAAGCACAACAAAACCCCAGCACAGGUUCUCCUUCGCUUCCAGAUCCAGAGAAAUGUGAUUGUGAUUCCCAAAUCUGUCACCCCAGAGCGCAUUGUGGAGAACUUCCAGGUGUUUGACUUUGAACUGACUAAAGAGGAGAUGGCAACUAUUCUGACCUUCAACAGAAACUGGAGGAUCUGUGAAACGAAAGUGAAGCACUCUUGAAUUACAAGAAAUGGGUUCUGGAUGUUAAACUCAUCUCUGUCUGUAUUAGAGAAAGGAGGACAUGUAUCUCCA